AGUGGAGGAUGCUUCAGUAAUGAGCCAUAGUCUUGAAGGUCGGGCGGUAGCUGCAGUGAUCAGCGAUAUCGCCACCCCUGCUAUUAAUGUUUCAAGACACAAGCACCAGUCUAUAUCAGUUGGUGAUAGUAGAGAAACCAGAGACUCUACAGAUGAAGUGUCAUCCUUUCUCAUUCCAGAUGAACCACUAGUGAAAGAUGAUGAAAGUACAAAGUAUACAGGCUUUCUUAAAAAAGAAGCCCUUGCAAAAGAUGGGGCUCCCUCACAUGCUCAUCAGGUCAUUAUUACCUUGUUGGCUGGAGCAAUGGCUGGAGCCGUGGCCAAGACUACUAUUGCUCCUCUUGACAGAACCAAAAUAAAUUUUCAGGCUACGCAACAGAAGUUCUCGGCUCGCCAUGCUCUAAGUUUCAUAGUAAUGUGUUACAAGAAAGAAGGGCUUUUAAGUAUGUGGCGUGGAAACUCUGCAACCAUGGCUCGUAUUAUUCCCUAUGCUGCCAUUCAGUUUACUGCUCAUGAGCAGUUUAAGAGAGUUCUUAGGAUAGAUGAAGCCAACAGAGAAACUCCCUCACAUCAUAGAUUUUUAGCAGGUUCAUUAGCAGGUGUAACAUCACAAUUCCUAACUUAUCCAUUAGACAUGGCAAGAGCACGCAUGGCUGUCACGCACAAGGAUACCUACUCUUCACUACUACAGGUAUUUAUAAAGAUUUGGAGGAAUGAAGGACCAUUAACACUUUACAAAGGUUUAACACCAACCUUACUUGGAGUGAUACCAUAUGCUGGCACAAGUUUUGCCAUAUAUGAAACUCUCAAGAAAAAAUUUAAAGCUUAUUCUGAGAGAGACAAACCAAAUCCCUUAGAAAGAAUGAUGUUUGGUGCUGUGGCUGGUAUAAUUGGCCAAUCCUCGUCCUAUCCUCUAGAUAUUGUUCGGAGACGUAUGCAGACUGCUAAUGUUACUGGCAAUGGAAAUUCCUACAAAACUAUAAUGGGAACACUUGCUAAAGUGUACAGGGAAGAAGGGCUGUAUCAUGGACUCUAUAAAGGUCUUUCUUUGAACUUCAUUAAAGGACCAAUUGCUGUGGGCAUCAGUUUCUCCACAUUUGAUACACUAAAAUUAUCUCUAGAACAAAUUCUGAUAAGCAGAUAACAGCUUUAGUUACACACAUUUGAAAUAUGUUGUAUUUAAAAAAGUUCAUCUUGGUUGAUAAACUAAAUUUUCUGCCUAAAAUGCAAACUAAUCAUUUGUGCAUGUUAAGAGGUAAAUUAAUAAUGCAGUCUUGGAUUUAGUCACUUUGGGAUUUAGGAACCAUUAAUAUUUAAAGUUCAUGGCAGUCUUUAUAGCUAUUAAUAUAGUACAUUAGAUUUUAUAUAAAAGUGUUUAAAGAGCACCAGUGAAUGAGAAAUUAUGGUAAAGCAAAUUAACUUGUUGCAUUGGACCAAAUGUGCAAUCACUUUUUAAGUACAUAUUCAUUUUUAGUAUAGGUAACUUAGUGGUACUGCUGCAGUUUUUUUUUUUUUUUUUUUUUUUUU
Messenger RNA from Cherax quadricarinatus, 1527 nucleotides. The record is from RefSeq and is a predicted model, not a curated record. Lineage: Eukaryota; Metazoa; Arthropoda; Malacostraca; Decapoda; Parastacidae.